AUGCGUGCUGCCGUUUGCAUUCAUCGCCAUGCACGUGCCUUUGGUCUGGAGACGUCGCCGCUGGCAGAGGGCACGCUGCCUUGCGUGCACUACUCGGAAGUUUUCGACUUCGGUUCAGGAUGCCUCUGCUGCUCUCCGGACGGAGACCUGUCUCGAUUGCUGAAGGACCUGUGCUCCCGGCAAUCAGAGUUAAAGUUGACUCAUCUGUUCAUAGAGACAACCGGUGUGGCAGAUCCUCAGCCCUUCGUCCGAGUGUUCGAAAACGAGCACUUUGCGCAGUACUUUGCACUCAAAGCGGUUAUUUGCGUUGUGGACCUGCAGCGCGUUCGGAAUAUCCUGAACGAGCCAAAGGAUGCAGGCUCUCCAGGCGCAGGAUCUAGAGGCGUUGCCCAACUUAAAUGCGCCGACAUGCUCGUCCUCAACCAUUUGGACGAGCUUCAACAGCAUGAGCGAGAGCCCAAAGAGACUCAAGCUUGUGGAGUCCGAGAUCUGCUGUUGCGGUACUCUGAUGACAGCCAUGCUCCAGAAGUUCUGGGGCCUUGCAGUUUUUGCAAGCUGGGGCAUCAGGGAUUGGCGGCAGUCAACGCAGUUUCUCGAUGUCGAGGGCCUUCCGAGGUGGCGAACUCUGCUGCCCUGCCGCCUUCGAAUUUCAUGUUGCGCUUCGGGCCCGGCCCUGGGCAUGAUGCCGCCUGCAGCACUGCCUGCCUCGUGAGACCGAGGGGCGGCGUCUGCCUUGAUGCCGCCUUGGCCAUGCUGCAGCUCCUCUUGGACUCGGGGCAGGCCUAUCGCAUUCAGGGCUAUCUGUCCUUCCUGCCCAAGGAGCUCGAACCAAGUCUGAGGACUGAGCAAGCCUCUGCUUCCAGUUUUCCGCCGCCACUGGAAAGACUCUGGGCGCUUCCCAUGGUCGUUGUGGAAGGCAUCUACCGAGGGCAGCUCCGAAUCCGGGCGGUGACCACCGUGGCAGCCCCUGGCAGUGCGCUGGAAGCUGCAGAGCGCUCCAACACCCCGUGGCAGGAAACUGCCUUCGACGCAGCAGCUGCUGACCGUGGCGGCUGCAAAAUUUUUCUGUGUGGUGCUGCACUGGAUGAGACUACUUUGAGGGCUCAGCUGCAACAGUGUGCCCAACAUGGCUUUGAUGGCCCGGUCUGCAAUUUGUCAGAGGCUUGGCCGGAUGCUGCCCGGGCCAUCGACGAUAUUGAGCAGUCCGUCGCAGCAGCUCUUCGCCGUGGCGUCGGUCCACUCGAUUGGCAAGGGCGCUCCGCCUCCGCGGCCCCUACCGGCGACAGCCGCUCUUUGGCAGAGGUCUUCGCAGUCAGAUACGCGAGAAGCUUGCACGCGGCUCGGGCAGAGCGUCCGGAGAUCUCUGGCAGCGAGCCCCGCGAGCUGCGCUGCAUGGGGCACCGUCGACCAGGGCGGCGGUGCCAAGCAUCAGAGGCCGUGGAGGUCAGUUGGAACAGAGCCACCGGCAAGACCAAAGUGCUUGCCGCUGGGUCGAUGCCCGUUGUUGCACAGGACCAGACUGGUUAUGGCGGCCUUCGCUUCUGCACGGCCUCGGCGUCCUCCUACCACACCCUCGUGCUGGGCAGUGAAGUCUUCUGCAAGCUCCCGGCCUGA
Messenger RNA from Symbiodinium sp. CCMP2592, 1614 nucleotides. The record is from the annotation of a GenBank genome assembly. NCBI's taxonomy places the organism in Eukaryota, Dinophyceae, Suessiales, Symbiodiniaceae.